Prorocentrum cordatum is the source of this 363-nucleotide messenger RNA. The record is from the annotation of a GenBank genome assembly. NCBI's taxonomy places the organism in Eukaryota, Dinophyceae, Prorocentrales, Prorocentraceae.
AUGGCGGCGAACGUGGCUGGCAGCUCCGUGACUGUCUGCGUGCGGCUGCGGCCUUUCCUGCCGCGGGAGAGAAGACAGCAGGCGGUAGCGCACGUCAACGGCAACACGGUCAACAUUCUGGAACACGUGGACCAGCUGUAUGGCGAGCCAAAAACGGAGCAGCGGCAGUUCGUAUUUGAUGUUUGUUUGGGUACGGACACUGGCCAGGCGAUACUCUACGAGCGUAUUGGGCAGCACACCUUGCAGAACGCCUUGGCAGGGCCGCGCGCCCGGCCGCCCACGCCCCGCGGGGAGCGCCCGCGCGAUGCCGCAGCGCUGCGCGGGGAGCGCGUGGCGGUGGACCAGCGGCGCGACGCGUUGUAG